Molecule: messenger RNA, 926 nt
Organism: Botrytis cinerea B05.10
Lineage: Eukaryota; Fungi; Ascomycota; Leotiomycetes; Helotiales; Sclerotiniaceae
Gene: Bcmix17
Product: Bcmix17
Exons: 3
Coding region: 100-588 (162 amino acids)
Biological process (GO): mitochondrion organization
Cellular component (GO): nucleus; mitochondrion
Source: RefSeq, a predicted model, not a curated record
GGCCGGUAUUCAACAACUUCAACAAUUCUCCAGGCAAAAUCGUACAAUCACACCUAAAACUUUCAAUCUAUUUCUCUCACUCCAUCAACUCAACUAAAUAUGCCUCGUCAAGGAAGAUCAGGAAGGGGAAGCGCCCCAUCUCGACCAACUGUCUCGGCCCCAAGCAGACCUUCACCUUCCGCCCAGCAAACCCGGCCAGCAACCACUGCUGCAUACCCACCAAGGCCAGCAGGUGCAGCUCCCCCAGCCGCUCCUCAAGCACAAGCAGGCGCUCCACAAGCUCAAGGUUCUUCUGGUCCAGGUUUGCUUGGACAAGUAGCUAGCACUGCAGCAGGUGUCGCCAUCGGAUCUUCAUUAGGUCAUGCCAUUACAGGUUUCUUCGGCGGUGGAUCUAGCGCACCCGAAGCAGCUCAGGACAAUGCCGUCGCAUCCCAAGGUCAAGAGAAGAACCAAUUUGGCGAACCAAACUGUGGCUUCCAGGUCAAGAGCUUUACCAACUGCAUGGACGAGAACCAAGGAAACAUGUCCAUCUGCAACUGGUACUUGGAGCAAUUGAAAGCGUGCCAGAACACAGCAAGUCAAUAUUAAGGACCCAAACUUGACGAUUAUGACGCAUGGGGAUGGAUGUAUAAUAGAAAAAUUAGCUACAACUCAAAAUAAUGAACCCACUCUACCCUGAUGAUUUGUCGACCUUUAUAUGAAAGGCAGAGAUUAGUCUUGGGUAGCUCCUCGAGAGCGAGAUGUGUUGCUAAUAGCUUUGUUGUUUGUAUCAUUCGAAGGCCUCCAAAUGGCAGAUUUGACCAUCGUAUCAGUAUUUUUGCAAUAUGACUUUAACUGAUUCCAUUUCCAACCCAAUUUGUAUGUGGCAAAAUCUCGUCAUAUUUACACGAAGAAAUAUUUUCAGCCUUGCAUGCCCGAGGUCGGCA